GUAAUAGGUCGAAUAGAAAGGUGAGGUAUUGGAAUUAGUUUUGGUGAAAGGGGGAAUUAAAUUUCAGCAAGGCAACCCCUUCUCUCCACUUAGACUCCUCCCUACAAUAGACGCCACAUCAUGAUCAAUACAUAGAGCACGCUAGAGUGCAGGAAAUAUAAACUGAAUUUACUCCACUCUAGCGUGCCGUUAUUGAUCUCGCAUGCUUGGUUGAGACUUUUAAUGCUGGGACGGCAGCUUGGAGCUCUGCAGUCCGAGGUAUUAGUGAUUGGAGAUCUGGGCGUCGGAAAGACCAGCAUCAUUAAGCGGUACGUCCAUCAGAUCUUUUCGCAACACUACAGAGCCACCAUCGGUGUGGACUUCGCCCUGAAAGUGCUGAAUUGGGAAGAGGACACAGUGGUGAGGCUACAGCUUUGGGACAUUGCAGGGCAGGAGCGGUUUGGUAACAUGACUAGAGUUUACUACCGGGAGGCAGUGGGGGCAUUUAUUGUCUUUGAUGUAUCCAGAGCAUCAACAUUUGAAGCUGUUUCAAAAUGGAAGAGCGAUCUUGACUCUAAAGUGAGGCUGCAGAAUGGCAGGCCUGUGCCUGCAGUCUUACUGGCAAACAAAUGUGACCAAGCUAAGGAGGGACUGACCAACACUUUGCCCAAGCUGGAUCAGUUCUGUAAAGAGAAUGGCUUCAUUGCCUGGUUUGAGACAUCGGCAAAGGACAACAUCCACAUUGAAGAAUCUGCCCGCCUCCUGGUGGAAAACAUCAUUAAUGCUGAAGAUGAUGAUGCAGCUCCAACAGAUCCUGAAAUUAUUUCAUCCCAGCAACUCUCGCAACACAGUAACAAUUCUGGCUGUUCUGCUUGUACAAAAUAAAGGAAGUUGGAUCACUCCUGGGGGGAGGGCAGGGGAUGGUGGGGAAAUGGUGGGCUUUGGAGAAUGUGAUGUGGAGUUUAAAAGGCCAAACAGCUCAUUUGGUGAGGCACUGGAGAGUGACCACUGCAUGUAGUCAAUGACUCUUACAAAAACACUUGGGUUAGUGGUGAUCAUUUUGCCUCCAUAGAAAGUUCUAUAUUGAUCAGGUCCUUGUUCUAUUAAUGUCAUCCAGACCAUUUAAUUGGUGUAUCAGCUAAAAUUUGUUUUUCUGCUGGGUUGGGAUUGAGGGCAACCUCAAUUUUUCAGAUGGCAGGCAGUAUUUUUUAAAAUGGAUCUAGGCAUUCUGCUGAUUAUGGUAGUUCUGGAUACUGGUUCUAUUGGAAGAAAAUCUAUUUUAAAUGAUGGGCAUUUAGCUUUGAUCCUCCCCCCCCCCCCCCCCCCCCCCAAUCUACUGGACUUCAAUUGGCUUUAUUCAAUUGGCUUUACAUUGCUUGCAUCCAUUUUUUAUGUACAUUGCUUCUAUAGUGUUUUGUAGCUUUAGUCAUGUGCAAUAAGAAAUGGUACCUCAUUUUGGAAAGCAAGAAGUCUGUUUUUCCAAAGAGUUUCUGAAAAUAUCUACUCCUGUGCCAGAUUCACAUUUUUGUGCUGUAGCCAAACUGCAGUUUUCCUAUUUUUGUUAGCUUGUGAUCAAUGGAUCCAGAAAUAGCAGACUCUGGUACUAUGUUCUUUGCUUGCAUGCCACCUUGUUCUUGUCCAUGUAUUGGAAGGGGAGCGGUAAUCCAGUGGCAGCAAUGGCAAUCCAGUGGAAUUUCAGAGGAUGUUUGAGUCCAGACUGACGAUGCACAAAUUGAAUUUCUAAUCACUGAACAUCCAAUUCUCACCCUAUCACUUUCAUGAAUAUUGCACACUUGAAUUUCUUUAUGGUUUACUGGCCCUGCUGUUUCUCUCCACACUUAAAUGUAACCAGUUAUUAUGAUCACUAUGGUGUUUAAUAUGGGCGACUGUCUAGAAGAGUGAUCCUGUGUAUUUGCUGUCACUCCUUUCCACUCUUCAGUGUCAAUGCAGCUUGCCAGCAUCAAAUUGCAUGUGAAUGGUCUUAUUUCUCCACCCAUAUUGUCCUUGGCACAUUCUAACUUAGAUUAUUUGGGACUUGGAAUGUCUCAGAAUAUAUGGAUUUUGAUAUCUACCACAUUCUCCUGAUUUGAUAUUUCAGGAAAUUGACUGUAUUAGUGCAACUUAUUUAUUAAUAAACUCACUCUGUCUAAACACAUUGAGUUGGUUCAAC
Pristis pectinata (smalltooth sawfish) is the source of this 2149-nucleotide messenger RNA. RefSeq names its product ras-related protein Rab-38-like. Gene Ontology annotation, molecular function: GTP binding; GTPase activity. Gene Ontology annotation, cellular component: lysosome; trans-Golgi network; phagocytic vesicle. NCBI's taxonomy places the organism in Eukaryota, Metazoa, Chordata, Chondrichthyes, Rhinopristiformes, Pristidae. The record is from RefSeq and is a predicted model, not a curated record. Bases 223 to 864 code for a protein of 213 amino acids. The transcript is spliced from 4 exons. Gene Ontology annotation, biological process: endosome to lysosome transport; phagosome-lysosome fusion.